AUGCAAUUAUUCACAUUAGUUUCAAUCGCUACAUUAGCUCAAUCAAUCGUUUGUGCUGGUUUAAAUCCAAUUGGUUCUGCUUUAGCAGCUGAUAAAUAUGUUCAUACAGCAAAUUAUAAAAUCAAAUUCAAUUCAAAAGAUUUAAAACAUGAAGGUACGCUAUCAAUCAAGGCAAAAAUCAAUGAUGAUAAUAAAGAAAAUUCUGGAUUCUUUAUUGCAAAUAGAAGUAAUCAAUCAUCAACAAAUUUAAUUCCAAAGAAGGAAAUUAAAUUUGAUCAAAAAUCAGUUGAUGCAGUUUUUGGUUAUAGAUCUAAUGAUGAUAAUGAUGUUAUUUUUGAAAUUGAAGGUUAUUCAAAUCCUCAAAAAAACGUUGUUGGUACUUCUAUUGAUUUUACUGGUAUUUUCCAACCAAAGAUUAAUGAUGGUGCUUCAGUUGGUAUACCAUUUGAAGUUUCAGCAAUUUUGAAUUGA
Molecule: messenger RNA, 471 nt
Organism: Hansenula ciferrii
Lineage: Eukaryota; Fungi; Ascomycota; Saccharomycetes; Phaffomycetales; Wickerhamomycetaceae
Exons: 1
Coding region: 1-471 (156 amino acids)
Source: RefSeq, a predicted model, not a curated record